GCAGCCUGAUAAAGGCUGGGCCGCAGGCAGCAGAGCUCAGUAUGCCUGGCUCCUCUGGUGUUCUCUGUGGUCAUGACACAGCUGCUGCUGCUCAUUGUGGCUCUCCUGGCCCUGGGUCAUCUGCCUCCAGGGAGAAGUGAAUUUAAGCGGUGCUGGAAGGGCCAGGGGGCCUGCCGGACUUACUGUACAAGGCAAGAAACCUACAUGCACAUGUGCCCAGAUGCCUCCCUGUGCUGCAUCCCCUAUGGAAUUAGGCCUCUGAUCUCUAAGCCUUAA
Molecule: messenger RNA, 276 nt
Organism: Lontra canadensis (Northern American river otter)
Lineage: Eukaryota; Metazoa; Chordata; Mammalia; Carnivora; Mustelidae
Gene: DEFB124
Product: defensin beta 124
Exons: 2
Coding region: 73-276 (67 amino acids)
Biological process (GO): positive regulation of chemokine (C-C motif) ligand 5 production; innate immune response; cellular response to peptidoglycan
Cellular component (GO): extracellular region
Source: RefSeq, a predicted model, not a curated record